AAAGAAAAAAUGGCUUCUCUUUGUCUUGGCUCUCCUCUUAUUUACAGAAAUGCCCCUCUAAGAACCAUGACGAAACGACCCCGUGCUGCUCCCCGUUUCGCUUGCCCCGUCGUCGCUAAAACGACGUCGGCUGAGGCUGUCGUUGUCCGUCGGUCCGGAAACUAUCGGCCUUCACUUUGGGACGAGAACUAUAUCCACUCUCUCGAGAACAAAUAUGCCAAACAAAACGAAAUCCAAGAGAGGGCUAAGUUAUUGAAGGAAGACGUGAGGAAGAUGCUAUACGAAACUGAAGGUCCUCUCAAACAGCUCGAACUCAUCGAUGCUGUACAAAGGCUCGGUCUUUCUCACCAUUUCGAUCACGAAAUCAAAAGCAUUUUAAUGGAAAUUCAUGCGAAAAGACAAGGAAACAAUGGCAUGAGCAAGAAAACUGAAGACUUAUACUCGAUUGCGCUCGAAUUUCGUCUCCUUAGACAACAUGGUUUUAGUGUCUCACAAGAUGUUUUUGGUUUUAUCAAGAACGAGAAGGAGUAUGAGACAUUCGUAGAUGGUUCAGACAGCGGUGUCAAAGGUCUACUCUCUCUAUACGAAGCUUCGUAUUUAUCGACAAAAUCAGAUACUAAACUGAAGGAAAUUCGAUCUUAUUCGAUGAAGAGACUAAGAGAUUUUUUUAUCGAAAGCGAAAAAAAUAAUGAGAGAGAAUCAUAUAAUAACGAGAUGGUGUUCCGAUCAUUGGAGAUGCCAUACCACUGGAGAACACCGAGACUAGAAGCAAGAUGGUACAUGGAUGUCUACGAAAAGACAAAGGACCUGAACCCUCUUUUACUAGAAUUCGCCAAGCUUGAUUUCAACAUUACACAGGCUUCUCACCAAGAAAGCCUCAAAGAUGUUUUCAGAUGGUGGAGCGGCACGGGACUCAAACGACUUCAAUUCGCGAGAGAUAGAAUUCUUGAAAAUUAUUUUUGGAACGUAGAAUUAUUCCAUGAGCCUGAAUUUGCGUACCAUCGGGUAAAGCAAACCAUGGUUUACGCGUUAAUUACAACCAUUGACGAUAUCUACGAUGUUUACGGCACAAUCGAAGAACUUCAUCUCUUCACCGAGGUUAUCCAAAAAUGGGACGUGAAUCUUCUUGACAAACUUCCGGAAUAUAUGAGGUUGUGUUUUCUCGUGUUGUACAACGAGAUCAAUCGGAUCGGACACGACAUUCUUAGAGAUAAAAAGUUCAAUGUCAUCCCUUACCUUAAGAAGGCUUGGGCCGACUUGGUGGGCGCAUAUAUAAAAGAAGCGAAGUGGUAUAGAGAAGGAUACAAACCUCGGUUCAAAGAGUACAUUGAAAACGCUUGGAUCUCAGUUGGCGCACCUGUUAUAUUGAUUCACUCUUACUGCAUAUUGUCCGAACCGAUCUCCAAAGAAACGUUAGAGGCUAUCUCCGAAAACAGUGACCCUAUCGUCCGAUCCUCCUCCAUCGUCCUCCGUGUCGCAAAUGAUUUGGGAACUUCACCGGAUGAGCUGGCAAGAGGGGACGUACUGAAAUCCAUGCAGUGCUACAUGCAUGAGACGGGGGCUUCGGCGGAGGAGGCACGUGAGCACAUGAUCAUGGGAGUGAUCAGCGAUGAGUGGGACGUGAUGAACGAAAAGAUAAUGGAGCGGAGUUCUCCGCUCGAUCGCCGUUUCCUUCGGACAGCCCUUGAUCUGGGACGGAUGGCACAGUGCAUGUAUCAGUACGGAGAUGGCCAUGGUUCCCCUGACAAGGCAAAGACCACCGACCGUGUCCAGUCUCUGAUCUUCGACCCCGUUCCACUCGAUUGAUAAUUAUAACCUCUUUUGGAGUGUUA
Molecule: messenger RNA, 1832 nt
Organism: Tarenaya hassleriana
Lineage: Eukaryota; Viridiplantae; Streptophyta; Magnoliopsida; Brassicales; Cleomaceae
Product: tricyclene synthase, chloroplastic-like
Exons: 7
Coding region: 10-1806 (598 amino acids)
Biological process (GO): diterpenoid biosynthetic process
Molecular function (GO): terpene synthase activity; magnesium ion binding
Source: RefSeq, a predicted model, not a curated record